Eriocheir sinensis (Chinese mitten crab) is the source of this 657-nucleotide messenger RNA. Its product is annotated as sialidase-like. The record is from RefSeq and is a predicted model, not a curated record. NCBI's taxonomy places the organism in Eukaryota, Metazoa, Arthropoda, Malacostraca, Decapoda, Varunidae. The transcript has 2 exons. The coding region runs from base 1 to 657 and encodes 218 amino acids.
AUGGGGGGCAAGAGAGACGCAGAGGGCAGAACACACGUGGUGGGCAAGAGGAACGCAGAGAGCAGCACACACGUGGUGGGCAAGAGGGACGCAGAGAGCAGCACACACGUGGUGGGCAAGAGGGACGCAGAUAGCAGCACACACGUGGUGGGCAAGAGGGACGCAGAUAGCAGCACACACGUGGUGGGCAAGAGGAACGCAGAUAGCAGCACACACGUGGUGGGCAAGAGGAACGCAGAUAGCAGCACACACGUGGUGUGCAAGAAUAGCAGCACACACGUGGUGGGCAAGAGGAACGCAGAUAGCAGCACACACGUGGUGGGCAAGAGGAACGCAGAGAGCAGCACACACGUGGUGGGCAAGAGGAACGCAGAUAGCAGCACACACGUGGUGGGCAAGAGGAACGCAGAGAGCAGCACACACGUGGUGGGCAAGAGGAACGCAGAUAGCAGCACACACGUGGUGGGCAAGAGGAACGCAGAUAGCAGCACACACGUGGUGGGCAAGAGGAACGCAGAUAGCAGCACACACGUGGUGGGCAAGAGGGACGCAGAGAGCAGCACACACGUGGUGGGCAAGAGGGACGCAGAUAGCAGCACACACGUGGUGGGCAAGAGGAACGCAGAGAGCAGCACACGUGAGACCUAUGGCACCUAG